This is a messenger RNA of Cetraspora pellucida, 1407 nucleotides long. NCBI's taxonomy places the organism in Eukaryota, Fungi, Glomeromycota, Glomeromycetes, Diversisporales, Gigasporaceae. The record is from the annotation of a GenBank genome assembly.
AUGUUUUCUCAAUAUACAAAGAAUUUGUGGAAUCGGCCUCGAGGGUCUGUUUCUUCAGAUUCUUCACAAGAACCUGGUGCGUCCCUCUUUUAUUCAGUUCCAAAUCUAUUAACGGAUGCUGAAAUCCGGGAAUCCAUCUCUUUACAACCUUCGCAAGUGCGAACCUAUAAUCAAUAUGAUGAUGGUGAUGAGUAUCUUGGAUCUGAUCCUGUUCCUGAAACAGCUUUCCUUGAUGCUCCAUUCUCGGAUGACCAAAACACGCAGACUGCGGCAGCGAUCUAUCGCAAUGUUCCUCCUACUCCCACAACUAGAAUAACCAGCGACACACUGUCAGAGGGACUACUUCCUUCAUCUUCGAUACCACCCCCGCUAUUAUCGGGUCUUUCACAUCGUAAAUUCAGAGAUCCAGCAUUUGCAGUUUUAUUUAUUAUUGGACUAGCAACGAUGCUGUUAAUAGGCUUACUUUUAUUAUUUACAACUAGUUCUUCUCCAUUAGAAGAUUAUACUCGUGGAACAGUAUUCUCUGCUAUUUAUUACAGUGCAUGUGCCAUUUGGUUAUUCAUUCUACGUUCAUUUGCUCAGCCUUUAAUAUGGGGAAUAUUAGUAUCGGUUCCAUUUAUAUUUGCUAUAAUGUUUAUUUGGACUGUUGUGGCAGCUUUAACUGGACCUCGUCAAGAAUCAGGAAAGCGUGAUCCGCAAGACAUUGUGCUUUUAGUUUUAUCUUUUAUGCCAUUAUUUAUUUCAAUUGGCUCUGUUGUAAGUUUAUAUACUCGUAGGAAAGAUGUUGAAAGAACAAUAAACAUAAUAGAGUUGGCUUGUGAAAUAUUUAACGCAAAUCACCGAAUACUUGGCGUUUCGUCAAUACUGUUAGGUGCUUAUGUCUUAUUCACAAUAAUAUGGUUGACAUUUUUCAGUCGAGUGUUUCUAGUCGGUCAUACGUUGUUCUUAUGGAUAGAUGCAUUUAGCUUAAAAACAUAUUUGCUUAUACUAUUUUUUGUAUUUAUGUAUAUGUGGACAUCUGCUGUUUUAAAAAAUAUUCAAAGAGUAACGAUUGCGGGAGUUGUAUCGGAUUGGCGUGAACAAAACCGUGAUGGUUCUAAAGACACAUCCACCUUGGCUUUUCAAAAAGCUACCACAAACUCAUUGGGGUCAAUAUGCCUAGGUAGUCUGAUUAUGUUUACCGUUCAGUGCUUGCAAUAUAUUAACGAAUUUAUGAAAAAGAAUUCCAAAUUAAAUCCGGUAUUCUAUUAUGUGGCCGCAUGUAUGUCGUGUAUUGACGGAUUAAUUGAUGUUCUAAAUAAUUAUACUUUGAUAUAUGUUGGAAUUUCCGGUGAAUUUUUCUUGUUUUUAUCGCCUAAUGAUAAACCUGUCAUGAAUAUCGAAUGUAAAGAUUCACCAAUAUUAUAA